Messenger RNA from Saccostrea cuccullata (small rock oyster), 1399 nucleotides. RefSeq names its product trichohyalin-like. Lineage: Eukaryota; Metazoa; Mollusca; Bivalvia; Ostreida; Ostreidae. The record is from RefSeq and is a predicted model, not a curated record. The annotation marks the transcript as partial. The transcript is spliced from 9 exons.
GACCCCCACAAAAGAGAAUAAUGCCAAAGUUCGAGCUUUGAAUGAGACUGUUCUUAGAAUCAAUAAACAGAAUGAGGAGUUACAGAUGGAAAAUAAAGCUCUCAGGGAGGACCUGAGUAGGGAAAUUGAGGGCAAGGACAAGAAAAUUAUGGGUGACUAUGAAGACAUGAACAAAAAGCAGCUAUUGUCUGUCAUCUAUAAUCUAGAAAAGAAAUUAGAGAAGAGUAAAAAAUUAGGAGACACAGAUUCCCUGCUGUCUUAUGAUGGUCGAACAGACAAGAAGCGCAGGCCUAGUUCAGCUGUGUCUAAUAAGAUAGAACUUGAGGGGACUGUACAGGACCGACUAGAUCAGCUAGACAAACGGGAAACAGAGUUACUAGAGGAAGUGGAGAAAUACAAAAAACAAGUCAAGAGACUGAAAGAUGAAAAAACAGAAAACAGACAUAAAAUGGAGGAAUACGAGAAACUGAUUAAGGAACUCCAGGCUGAGUUAGAUUACCUGAGUGACAGACAAGGGAAGGCCACGCCUAGACGAGGAGUCACCCCCCGGGCCAUCACCCCCAGGCAGCAAUCCCCCAGAAACAGUCGACCUCCCAGUGGAAGGAAAUAUUCCGUAGACAGCACCUCAUCAGAGGGACGGAGGCGGAGAAGAGAACAAGAAGAUGAGGAGAAAUUAGAAAGCUUUAUGAAGAAUCGAGCUGCCAAGAAACUACAGAAAGAAUGGAAGACACACAGGAAAGAAAAGAGAGAGCAAGAGGAGUUAAAUGAAUUAGCCAAUAAGCACCGAGAAACGGUAGCCGCUCGUAGAAUUCAGCGAGGAUGGCGGACACAUCAUAGAGAUAUGGAAGACAGAAAUCAAAAAGAGCUAGAAAGUAAGGUAGAACAAAUGAAAAGAAAACAUGCUGCCAGAAUUAUUCAGAAACAAUGGAAAAAUCACAGAACUAAUGCAGAGAAAAAGAGAGAGGUGGAUCAAGAAUUCAGUGUAGGUCUGGGGUGUAAAUUGAUGCUGCUUGGCUAAUGAAUGCUUUAUGGCAAUUUACACAUUAAAAAUGAGCUUUAUGACAUCUCUUCUGAAGUCUGUCUUUCUAUGAUAAAAUUAUUGAUUGUGUGAGUAAACCAUCUUGUACUAAAUUUACUGAAUUGUGUAAAUGUUCCCUUGUAUGUCCUAAAGUUUGUGAAUUUUAGAGCUUUCCGUGGUGUAACGCAUUUGAUAUGCUAAACGGGUAUACAAUGUCAAGGUCAUAUUCAGGUUCAACUUUAACUUGAAAUGUGCCGCUGUAGAAGAUGGUAGCUAAACAAAUGCAAUUAUUUCACUGACUGAAAAUGCUGCUAGAUAGAUUUUGUGUGUGAUUAACUGAGCUUUGCUUCGGCAUUUCAUGUUUUUGUUUUAAGCCAUUUU